GCACAGUGUUCGUAUUGGGGUUAAUCUUUAAAUAAAGCGAUAAUAUUUCAUCAUAUUUUAUUAACUGCGUGUACCUGGCUGCAGCUUGUGUCGGCUGCAGGGAUACAGCCCUGUACAUAUAAUAAGGGCAUAGAGCCUUAUCAGGACUGAUCUUACAGGUCUCGAGGCUGAGACCUGUGCCUCGGAUAGAGCCCCGGGUUAUAACCCACAGAUCAUCAAGCCCCAUCCUUUUUUUAAUGAUUUGUGAAUUAUUUGUUUUGUAUGCUUAAGAAUAGGCCAUCAUUGCAACUAUAUCUGUAUAUAUUGACUCGUAAUUUUUAUGAUAAUUUCAUGCGGUAUUCAUGUAUGAUUAUUAAAUAGACACUUUCCCCAGACUGGUCUUAAUCACCGAACCCAAAACACGUUACACUGUGUUUAAUAUAUGUCAUCGUGAAUUGUUCAGAACAUUUAUUCUGUGUAGUCAGGGAAAGAAAAUAUUUACAAAUUUUUUUUUUGCAUUUUUUUUUUACGUCUACACUAUCUCAGAUAAGGCGUGAAUUGCGUUAUCUGUCCUGCAUUUAGCAGGUUAUUUGCAUAGUUUUAGCUAGUUCAGUCAUCGGUGCGGAACGACGUCAACAACUUCAAACAGCGAGUGAAACCAGGUGUUUAACACGGGUGAUUUACUAAGAAACUAUUCUUCUGUGGACCUAUGGACUUUUCAGCAGUGCGGAUCCUGACAAAAGCAUAUUGAUGAUGCCUUAAUUAUGCGUCCGUUUGUUGAAUAAUACACAAUGGUGAACAACAUUUCAGACGUAGAUCAUCUCCUGUCACACUUUCAUUCCGAGGUCAUUUACCCUAAUGACACUAGCCGAGAACGAAACCAGCGACCCGUGACCAACUCCCAUUGGUACCGAGGGUACGUGAUGGAAGACCCAGUGGUUCUAGCCAUCCUCGGGGUAAUAGCUGUCAUCAUUAUGGCCACUAUUUUAAGGACGAUCGUCAACAAAAUCCUCGCUCGCCGACAGAAUAUACCGGAGCGGUCCGUGUCGACGUGUUCCUAUCAACUCAGGGAUCCGCCCCCUCCUUACCCCGGGAAAAACCCCGAGGCCGUCUCUGAUUACCUCCCUUCUUACGAAUCAGCUGUUGCGAUGGAACGGCGGCGACAAGAGGCCCGGGAGGGGGAGAGCCUGACAGAGCGCGCCAGCCGUGUGUCCGUGGAUUUCUCCAUUUCUAGUUACCAUUUUGAUGUUUUAAUGAAUGAUAGCGGUGAACAAAUGAGUCGCGAGUCCACUAGUGCUGAUGGAAAUAGACCGGGUACUGUGGUUUCAGAGUGGACAAUCAGUCCGCACAGUAGUAGGACAGAGAACACGGAGUGUGCACACGUGCAGAAUGAAGAGUUGACCAGCGCGUGCAUGUCACAAACCAACGGGACAGAAAUUAGUGGGUUAUAACAUCCAAUUGGUUAUC
Molecule: messenger RNA, 1446 nt
Organism: Magallana angulata
Lineage: Eukaryota; Metazoa; Mollusca; Bivalvia; Ostreida; Ostreidae
Exons: 5
Coding region: 771-1430 (219 amino acids)
Source: RefSeq, a predicted model, not a curated record